AUGGGAAAUCUUUGCUUUCAUUUCUCCCUCUCCAUUUUCUCCAUGCUUUGUCUCAUGGUUUGCCAAUCUUUAUGUUAUUCCAAUUUUACCCUUGAUGGAUUGGCACUUGUUUCUUUCAGAUCUUCUAUUAGAGACCCUUACAAUCACUUGAAGAAUUGGUCCAACUCAUCAUCUUCCUACUGCAUGUGGCUCGAAGUCACAUGUGAUUCUAACAAUGAGAGAGUGAGAAUCCUAAGUCUUCCUGAGAUGGGUCUUGUGGGCACCUUACCCUCACAAAUUGGAAAUCUAUCCUUCAUAGAAAAACUUGAACUACAAAGCAACAACUUUCAUGGUGGGCUGCCAAAAGAGUUGCUUCAAUUGUACAAAUUGGAAAUUCUAAACUUGAGUUAUAAUACUUUUAGUGGAGAAAUUCUGACCUGGAUUGGAAGCUUGUUUAUGCUUCAACACUUGAGUCUUGGCAAUAAUAGUUUUGAAGGUCUCAUUCCUCCAAGCAUAUGGAAUUUGUCUAAGUUGGAGACCUUGGAUUUGAAGUCUAAUUCUAUCAAUGGAUCUAUUUCGGUGGAUAUUGAAAGUCUUCAACACCUGAAAUUUUUAAGCAUUUAUCAAAACAUGCAUUCAGAAAGUAUACCUCCAAUUAUCUCUAACUUAUCAUCACUUGAGCACAUCUCUUUGUCUGUCAACUUCUUAGAAGGACAUAUUCCCAAAGAAAUGAAUAAGCUUACAAAUCUGAAAAAUAUGUACAUGGGUAUGAAUAAGUUGUCAGGCCAAGUACCAAGCAUCAGAAAUUUGAUCAUGCUUGAAAUUUUAUAUCUUGGAGGCAAUAACCUCCAAGGAGAUUCUACACCAACACCGCGCAGAGAGUACAAACAGCCGCCACUCGAACCACCACCAUUAGACAAAUCUCGAUCAAUAGGCAAACUGCUGAGCACACCAGAGAAUGAGCCAAAAACUGAAGAACAUAAGUUUGGAGUCACAUGUGAUUUUAAUAAUGAGGGAGUGAGAAUCCUGAGUUAUCUUGAGAUAGGUCUUGAGGGCACCUUACCCUCACGUAUUGAAAAUUUAUCCUUCCUAGAAAAACUUGAACUGCAAAGCAGCAACUUUCAUGGUGGGUUGCCAAAAGAGUUGCUUCAAUUGUGUAAAUUGGAAAUUCUAAAUGUGAGUUAUAAUACUUUUAGUGGAGAAAUUCCGACUCAGAUUGGAAGCUUGUUUAUGCUUCAACACUUGAGUCUUGGCAAUAAUAGUUUUGGAGGUGUCAUUCCUCCAAGCAUAUCCAAUUUGAUGAAGUUGGAGACCUUGGAUUUGAAGUCUGAUAUUAUCAAUGGAUCUAUUGCAUUGGAUAUUGGAAGACUUCAACACCUGAAAGUUUAUGCAUUUCCAGAAACAUGCUUUCAGGAAGUAUACCUCGAACUAUCUCUAACUUAUCAUCACUUGAACACAUUUCUUUGUCUCUCAACUUCUUAG
This is a messenger RNA of Prosopis cineraria, 1461 nucleotides long. Its product is annotated as LRR receptor-like serine/threonine-protein kinase EFR. The transcript is spliced from 4 exons. NCBI's taxonomy places the organism in Eukaryota, Viridiplantae, Streptophyta, Magnoliopsida, Fabales, Fabaceae. Gene Ontology annotation, molecular function: protein binding. Bases 1 to 1461 code for a protein of 486 amino acids. The record is from RefSeq and is a predicted model, not a curated record.